Triticum turgidum subsp. durum (durum wheat) is the source of this 996-nucleotide messenger RNA. The record is from the annotation of a GenBank genome assembly. Lineage: Eukaryota; Viridiplantae; Streptophyta; Magnoliopsida; Poales; Poaceae.
AUGGCGAAGCAAGGUGUAGACGUCGCAGUGGCGCUGGUCCUUGUUGCCUUCGCAGCAUUUCCAGCAGUGCACUCCAUCGGCGUCUGCAACGGCGUGCUCGGCAACGACCUGCCGGCGCCGAGCGACGUCGUGAAGCUCUACCAAUCCAAGGGCAUCAACGCCAUGCGGAUCUACGAGCCGGAGGGCAACGUCCUAAAUGCUCUCAGCGGCACGGGCAUCGCCGUCCUCAUGGACGUCGGCAAGGCGCUACCCAGCCUCGCCUCCAGCAGCUCCGCUGCGGCCGCCUGGGUAAAGGCCAACGUCUCCUCCUUCCCGGGCGUCUCCUUCCGCUACAUCGCCGUCGGCAACGAGGUCAUCGACAGCGCCGGCCAGAAGACCAUCCUCCCGGCCAUGAGGAACGUACAAGCGGCGCUCGUGGCCGCCGGCCUCGGCGGCAGCGUCAAGGUGUCGACUUCCGUGCGGUUCGACGUGGUCAAGGACACAUCUCCGCCCUCCAACGGUGUGUUCGCGGACACAUCAUUCAUGGGGCCCAUCCUUGAGUUCCUGGCGAGCACCGGCGCACCGCUGCUGGUCAACGUCUACCCCUACUUCGCCUACGAGAAAGACCCGAAGAACAUCCAGCUCAACUUCGCUACCUUCGUGCCAGGCAGCACCACCGUGAACGACAACGGGCUGACAUACACGAACCUCUUCGACGCCAUGGUCGACUCCAUCUACACCGCGCUGGAGAAAGCCGGCAGACCCGGGGUUAAGGUGGUCAUAUCCGAGAGCGGGUGGCCGUCGGACGAAGGUUUCGGGGCGACGGCGCAGAGCGCGCGUGCGUAUAACCAGGGGUUGAUCAACCAUGUCGGCAACGGCACGCCCAAACGGCCCGGGCCGUUGGAGACGUACAUUUUCGCCAUGUUCAACGAGAACAAGAAGGACGGGGAGAAGAGCGAGAAGCACUUUGGGCUGUUCAAUCCGGACAUGUCGCCGGCCUACUCCAUUACUUUCUGA